UUGUGUGAGCUAUUACUCCCUGCCAUUAUGUUCGAGGAGUCCGUUACUUCACUGAGGAACUACAUUCAAGAUCGUACAAAUGGAGAAUGCACUCCGCCUUGGAACUGGCUGUUUAUCAAACUCGCCUCUCUUCUCUCUCGUUAUCCUUCGGGAAUCACCAAGGCGAUUAUCUUGGCAGAGAUUCAACAAUCGUGGAACCAACAUAGUCAAUUUCAGGGACUUCUGGAGGAACAGAAAGCGCGUAAGGUAUCUGUUGAGUCCGUUUUUGAAAGCAGGCGCAUAGGAUACGAAUCAAUCCUUGAAGCAGUCGUAGAAAAUAUUGAAACGGUUCCAGGAACUCACACCAAAAUUGCUAUUUUGCGAGAUCCGGCAAGAGGCAGAAAUAGUUUGGGAAUGCAUCUACAUCAAAAACUUUAUCAUUUGAACGAAUCUCGCGUCAAAAAACUCACCCUGCGUUUCACUAGCUGUCGUUUAAUUCAGAGGAAAAGUUUGAGUUUAUCUUCGGCCAGUCACAAAGUCCACCUUCUGCCUUCAGAAAAUGUGGUGAUUUUGUCCCAGCAAGACGAACUAUCGCAGUUUGGAUUGUUUGGCUCGCUCGAAGGAAUAAAUGAAAGUCCUUAUCCCCACUAUGGCCACAAUAUUAAAGUUGAAGUCGCCGAUUUAGGCUUUGAGGAAGCAGUCCACUUUCCCAAUGGCCAGACAAGUAACAAGAGAUGCGUGAAAGUAGUUGAUUCUGAAGACGUUCAUGUGAAUUUAUACCUCUGGGAUGAACAACUCCCUCUAGCAAACCUGUUCAAAGAAGGCGACAUACUGGCUAUCCAGCAACCCUUUGUGGUCCCAAAUCAGGAUGAAUUGUUUUUCCUAGAAUAUGGUCCAGCUACAGUCAUAUUUUGCAUGUCACAUGCCCCAGAACGUGAAAUAAUUCCAAGCCAAGAUUCCUGUACCCAGGGGGCCCCUGUAAGUGUUAUAAGAGACAGUCAAGGGAUGUUAGACUAUUCAACCUUUCCUGAAAGAGUGUUUUUGAGAGACAUCAAAUCAAACAUGACACGGGUGACGGUAUUCUGUACCAUAACCAAAGUGAAUGCCAUGGAAGUUUUCUCACGACAGCAAGUUGCAGGACACAAGUUCACCAUAACCGUCACAGAUGCUACUGAUAGUUAUACUGUUACCAUUUAUGAUCACAACAGAAGUUAUCAUGAUUCACUUUUUGCCAGCCAAAAUGUUUUGUUGGAAAAUGCUUGUACUCCAGAUGCAAGUUCAUUAAAAUCCUUAACCUUGAAGACAAACAAUGGUGGAAGAAUCUGGAAUCUUAGUGCAAUGACAGGCUGGCUGGCGACCAAGUACUUUUCAUCUCCGGUGCCUGUCAAAGAUGUUGUCAAGUUUUAUCACUGUGUGUGUCAAGCCGUUGUCAUUCAAGUUCACGGUAUCAGAGGGAGACAUGCUGUUAGAGCUCACAUGUCAUGCCACAGUGAAGUGGAAAGUAACUGUGGCUAUUUCCUCUGCAAGAACUGCAAAGUUACUCAUUUGAAUGAAACUCUCAACAAGCCUCAUCAGCUGAAAUCCCCAUCAAUGUACUGGAAAUGGCAGUAUACUCUGAGUCUUGAGUUGCAUGACUCAGACAAGAGCGUAUCUCUAACAGACAUUGCUGCAGAACAGCUUCUACAAAUAACAGCUUCACAGUUUGUUGAACAUGUUGCAAAUGCUCAAGAGCAAGUGUUGGAAUCUGUCCUUGGCCAAGAAUGUUUGUUUGGUAUUUCAUCCUUUCAAGGACAUUAUCAGAUCAAUGCUAUUUGUCUCAUAAAUUGACAGCAAAAACUGUGAAAGGCAAUGCUAAGACUGCACAUUAUACAAACCUUCCACUGUAUUGCUACUUAUCAUAUUGUGAACCUCUUUAAUAACAGGUGGGAUAUUUAUUCAAAGGUUGUAAUGGUUAUGUACAUUUAACAAUUAUUCCACGAGCGCGCAUUGGAUAUGAGAUGAUAGAUAGCCAACGAAGCGCGUAAAGUAUAAAAUUUUAUUAAAUUUUUAGCUCCCUUUUAAUAUUAAGCAGACACUUACGAUGGCCAUAUUUGUAGAUUAUGGUAUAUUGGCUGAUAUACCAUAAGGGCUAAGCCAAUAAAAAGUCUUGAAUUGCAUUAUC
Messenger RNA from Stylophora pistillata, 2140 nucleotides. RefSeq lists its product as uncharacterized. The record is from RefSeq and is a predicted model, not a curated record. NCBI's taxonomy places the organism in Eukaryota, Metazoa, Cnidaria, Anthozoa, Scleractinia, Pocilloporidae.